CGCGAAUUCGAAAGGCGGCCAGUCGCUGUUCGCGCGUCGGCGACGACGCGUCGUGAGUUUGCUCGGGUAUGGAAUUUAAGAGACGGACGAUCGCUUAGAGAAGAAUAAAGUCAAAGGCAAGAAGAAAUCUAUCGGCGAAGUGGCGCGCGAUGUUCAAGAACGUUGCACGUUGUCACCGACAAAAUUGGAUCGCAUCCCAGCGAGGAAACGAAGCGUCGAGAUGAAUGCCGUGGUAGAAGAUUCCACAUGAGCCGGCGGUUCGAAAUAAGCUUCGGAGAUAUAUAUCCAAUACCGGACGAGCGUCGUCAUCGCGAGGCAUGAGUUGAGCUAUAGGCGAGGCGCAGAUUAUGACCGAAUCACGUAACGUUGCGUGGCGUGUGUCACGUGCCGCGACGAGGUCGAGAUAGCUCUCCAUGGUGCAAGCGGAUUAAUCGCGAAAGUCAUCGCGAUUACAGUCAUUGUUUAAUUGUAUGUUAAGUUAAAAAAACCAAAAAAGUGACCGCUACGAAAAUUGAAAGCGAAUAACAAGCAGAUAUUCGACGGUGCGCGGAUUUCGAGAUACAGACAUGUCGAGGCGACUUCGCGGCCGGCUCGAUGCGAAAUUGGCUGGCGCCGUCUCGGCAUAAAGCGACCGCUGAUAAGGAAGAAGUGGCGUGGAACGGAGAAGAGUUCCUUUGAGCGUGUAUGGCAGAAGGAGAGAGUGGAGGGGGAGAAGGAGCGAGUGAGAAGCGCAAAAUGAGAGCAACAAAAUAUGUGUUAAGCAGCGCGAUCUUAGGACUCUUUUGGAGCAGCUUAUUCAAGGGCGUCCUGACCAAUUCCACCAGCAGGUGCGACUAUUCGCCCUGCUCCUGCGACCACUACGGCAGAUUAACCUGCGACUGCAAGGAGGAAGGAGAGGAAUUGAUCCUGACUACGGAGGGUGACAGACGGCUGAGUCCGCACACCAGCCGAAUAGUGGUGAACAACUGCUCGUCCGUGAUUCUCACAAACUCAAGUCUGGCUUCGAUGGCCGGACUGCGAUCGGUGGAUCUGGUAAACGUGGCAAAUUUGACUCUGGUUAGAGAGAGCUUCGAGCUGUCGUCACACAGCACGGACACGCGGAUCUCCGUGCGGAACAGCAGCAUCGAUGUGAUGCCGAGCUUCGUGUUCCGCGGCGAUGUCGAGGCGAUCACGUUCGAGAACGUGCGGAUCGGCCAGCUCAGUGCCUUUUCGUUCGCCAAUCUGAUUCAUACGGACACCUUGAGACUGGAAAAUUGUCGCGUUGAUACGAUCGAGGCGCAAGCCUUCAAAAAGUUCGAAGUCAACUAUCUGCAUGUGAUCGGCGGCAGUUUCGGCGAUCAAAUGCCUAGUCGCGUUAUGAACGACAUCGAAGUCUACAAGUUCAUGUUAGACGGCGUAAAAAUAGGCGUUGUGAGAAGCAACGCAUUUAUUCUGAGAAGCCCGCGUACAGUGGCGAUACAGAAUUGUGUAAUCGAUAGUUUGGAAAGCGAAGCGUUCGACGUAACGUCACGCGGUGCCGUAAUCGUCAAGAACAACACUUUUGGCAACAUUGGGGUGGGCGCUUUCUUAGGUAUUCGCGCGGAUCGCGAGGCUCGAUCGUCGUCGUCGUCGUCGUCGUCGUUGCAGAUGCACGACUUUAUUUUCAAGAACAAUACCGUAGAAAACUUCGAGGAAGGCUCGCUCAUGUUCGACCGCACAAGCUUCCGACCAGAGCUCGACAAUCUUUUGAUCGCGCAGUCUUGCGACUGUCAAAUGUUACCCGUGUGGAAGAACAACGUACUCAACUACACAAACGUGUAUUCGCGAUUCUACACAAGGCAGAACAGUCUUAUACCGCCCCACUCCCAGCCUCAGGAGCCCAUCAACGAGACCCCGGAGACCUUUUUGUGUCUGGAUGGCGGAUCGGACGGUGUGCCGACAAGUUUCGUCGAUUACGAGGCGCGUCACUGUUCGCUCGGUGGUUCAAUGCUCGUUUUCAUUCUGAUCAUCGUAGGCGCCGUGCUCGUUCUAAUAGUGAGUGUGUGUCUGAUCGUCUGGUGCUGCCGGAGGCGCAGACGGAACAACCGGAAGAAGUGGAUCAGCGUGCCCACCAACGCGCCCGACGUGGUCUCGAAGAAAAACGGCGUGAUCGGCAGGGAAGCGGCAACGUCCGGCACGCCAGUCGACAGUAGGAUAACCAUGGUAGUGCCGGAUGGCAGACUGUACCGAGAGACGGAGUUCCACGUGAUCGUCGAGAAGGCUGAGCCGCUCACGACCGAGUUGUAACGAGACGCCCCGGGCGGCUCGACGAGAAGGCCUACGAUCAUCGCUCCUGUUGAGGAGGAACUCGAGUGGGCGGAAACGUCAAGUCGCUUUCGAGUGUACAAGCUAUGAGAGAGAAAGAGAGAGAGAGAGAGAGAGAGAGAGAGACGCUGCGCGAGAUCAGCGCCAAUGAAAAACAGUGAAAAUUUUCACAUGGUGAGAUAACUCUUUUCAAUAAAGAAGAAAAAAAACUCUUCUUGAAAUGUUGUAAUCGCGCGUGCAUAUAAACUGUGUAAAUCGUUGCUGCUUGGCGAAACGUGAAUAAGAGAAAAUGCGAAAGCGCGUACGCGCAGUCCUGUGACACACUUUGUCCCGCUCUUUGUUUAAUUUAAUAUUUUCUAGUACAACGCAGUUCGUAAGCUUCCAUUCACAUAUCACGAGCGGUCGCUGAUUAUCCGAUCACCGCGGUCUCUUCGUUCCUUUUAAAUCGUCAUUUUCUCUCGAAGGUGAUCACGUUGUUCCGCGGCGAUUAAAAAGUUUUACGAGCAAAAUUUCGCGUAUUUGAAUAGUCGGUUGUUGCUAGUUAAGUUUAUGAUUAGUUAAAUAAUUCGCGCGCGUGUAUGUGUGUGUGUGUGUGUGUGUAUGGAAAAAACAAGAUAAAAACAGUAAAAAGGCCAAUGUAUGUUGUACAAGAUAAAGUAAUGAGAUUUAAGAUGCAAAUUAAAAAGCAGAAGAGAGUGAGAGAAGUAAUUCAUGUAGAAGAAAAUCCUAAACUCGCUGUCUUGCGUAAGAUACGCGAUUGGGCCGACCUUUCGCACUCCCGUUGCUUUAAGUUUAUCGAUCGAUAGAUCGCCCGUUUGUCGAUAUGACACUACAUUACAUAUUAGUGAGCGUUUCGAGCGAAAAUCACAGUACGAAAGGACCAAAAACAUGGGAUGACGCUCGAACAGCUGUGCCAUUCCUAGAGUGACGCACACGCACACACUUUCCGUGUGUCCGUCCUCUCCGUAAACAUUCUGAUCUCUCGAACAAAGAAAAAAAUGAUGAACAUAAAAUGAAGAUGUGAAACUCCUCGCUAAGCUUUCAUAUCAAAAUCUAUGAUUUUUAUAGAGAAGAAGAUUGACAGUAAUGUAACACGUGUUAACAAUCGGAAAUAAAUCAAUUUACUAAGAUAAAAAUAUUUCGUAUCC
Messenger RNA from Pseudomyrmex gracilis, 3431 nucleotides. RefSeq lists its product as uncharacterized. The record is from RefSeq and is a predicted model, not a curated record. The transcript has 3 exons. Bases 685 to 2265 code for a protein of 526 amino acids. NCBI's taxonomy places the organism in Eukaryota, Metazoa, Arthropoda, Insecta, Hymenoptera, Formicidae.